Molecule: messenger RNA, 4390 nt
Organism: Scomber japonicus (chub mackerel)
Lineage: Eukaryota; Metazoa; Chordata; Actinopteri; Scombriformes; Scombridae
Gene: erbb3a
Product: erb-b2 receptor tyrosine kinase 3a
Exons: 31
Coding region: 1-4311 (1436 amino acids)
Biological process (GO): multicellular organism development; positive regulation of cell population proliferation; cell surface receptor protein tyrosine kinase signaling pathway
Cellular component (GO): basal plasma membrane; signaling receptor complex
Molecular function (GO): ATP binding; neuregulin binding; neuregulin receptor activity
Source: RefSeq, a predicted model, not a curated record
AUGCCGAUGACCGCGCUCAUGUGGAAGGUGCAACAGGUGCUGUGCGUCCUGCUGCCGUGCGCUCUCCAACUCUGCAGCGCUCAGACAGAAAGAGUAGUUUGUUUCGGCACACAAAAUGUUCUGAGCACGACGGGAAAUUCAGAUAUCCAGUACACCAUGAUGACAGAGAUUUACACCGACUGUGAGAUUGUUAUGGGCAACCUUGAGAUUACCAUGAUGGACCACACCAGAAACUUCUCCUUCCUGAAGUCUAUCAGGGAGGUGACAGGUUACAUCCUGUUUGCCGUCAACGAGUUCAGCCGCCUGCCUCUGGACAACCUGCGCGUCAUCAGAGGCACCACACUGUAUGAAGAUCAGUACGCCUUGGCUGUGAUGGUCAACUAUCAGAAGGAUGGGCAGCAUGGCCUCCAAGAGCUGGGCCUGAAAAACCUCACAGAGAUACUGGAGGGAGGAGUCAAGAUCAUCCAGAAUAAGUACCUGAGCUACGGCCCGCAGGUGAAGUGGAUUGACAUAGUGAAGGAUGGAACAGCACCUAUCAUGAUAAAGGACAAUGGGCCUGAAAAGCCUUGUAGCGAAGCAUGUGAAGGAGAGCCAUGUUGGGGUCCUGGAAAUGACACAUGCCAGACCUUGACAAAGACCAUAUGCGCCCCUCAGUGUAACGGCCGAUGCUUUGGUAGAACACCGGGCGAGUGUUGUCACAACGAGUGUGCUGGAGGCUGCACUGGAAAUCUGGAUACAAACUGCUUUGCUUGCAGGAACUUCAACAACUCAGGCUCUUGCUUGCCUCAGUGUCCCCAGACUCUGAUCUACAACAAGCACACAUUCAAACUGGAGCCUAACCCUAAUGCAAAAUACCAGUUUGGCUCCAUCUGUGUGGCCCAGUGUCCCACAAAUUUUGUGGUGGAUGGCAGCUCAUGCGUGAGCAAUUGUCCUCCUAAUAAGAUGGAAGUGGAGAAAAAUGGAACAAAAAGAUGCAAGCCCUGUGGAGGCCUCUGUCCAAAAGCUUGUCUUGGCACAGGAAGUCCAAACCGACAGACUGUUGAUGCUCUUAACAUCGACAGUUUUAUAAACUGCACUAAGAUCCAGGGCAGUCUUCACUUCCUGGUGACUGGGAUCAAAGGUGAUGCAUACAAUGGCGUACCAGCCCUCGAUCCAGAGAAACUGAAAAUCUUCAACACUGUGCGGGAGAUUACAGAUAUCCUCAGUAUCCAGUCGUGGCCUGAAAACAUGUCCGACCUGUCAGUCUUCUCCAACCUCCAAACAAUACAAGGCAGAACACUUUACAGAGGAGUGAGCUCAAGAAGGGGCUACUCCCUGCUGGUGAUGAAGAUCCCUUCUUUGACCUCACUGGGGUUACGCUCUCUGCGACGGAUAAACGACGGUGGUGUCUACAUCACAGGAAACAAGAAGCUCUGCUAUUACAACACUGUCAACUGGGCACCCAUCUUAACCAGCAGCUCCCGUCCACAGCGCCCCAAACGCCAGAAGCACACUGAUGUCAAAGAGAACCGACCGAAAGAUCAGUGUGUUGCUGAAGGACACGUGUGUGAUCCCCUGUGCUCCUCUGAUGGCUGCUGGGGUCCAGGGCCAGACCAGUGUGUGUCCUGCAAGAAAUACAGCAGAGGAGGAACUUGCGUGCCAGACUGCAUGUUCUUAACUGGGGAGAGGCGGGAGUUUGCUACUGCGUCAGGCGAGUGUAUGCCCUGUGACUCUGAGUGUAAGGUCCAGGAGGGGAAGGAGACCUGCACAGGCCCAGGGGCAGAUCAGUGUGUAGCAUGUGCCAGUCUGCAGGAUGGUCCGCACUGCGUGUCUUUGUGUCCAGAGGGUGUGAUGGGAGGGGAGGAGGUCAUCUUUAAAUACGCCAACAAACAAGGCCGCUGUGAAUCGUGCCACCUUAAUUGUACCCAAGGGUGCUUGGGCCCAGGAAUCAGGGACUGUGUGGGGGCUGCCCGAUACAUGUCUGGACAAGCAACCACCGCCAUCGUACUGGGAGUGAUUGCUCUUCUAUUUGCUUGUUUCUCUAUUUUCGUGCUGAGUGUUCUCUACCGCCGAGGUCUUGCCAUCCGGCGCAAGCGAGCUAUGAGAAGAUAUAUGGAGAGUGGGGAGAGUUUUGAGCCUCUGGAUCCUGGAGAGAAAGGGCCCAAAGUCCAUGCUCGGAUCCUAAAGCCCACAGACCUGCGUAAGAUCAAACUGCUGGGUAAUGGAGUGUUUGGAUCAGUCCAUAAGGGCAUUUGGAUUCCUGAAGGUGAUACAGUAAAGCUUCCUGUUGCCAUAAAGACAAUUAAUGAUCGCACUGGCCGGCAGACCUUCCACGAGCUGACAGAUCACAUGAUGACAAUGGGAAGCUUGGACCACAUUAAUGUUGUCAGGAUCCUGGGUAUUUGUCCCGGUGCCAGUCUGCAACUUGUCACCCAGCUCAGCAGCCAGGGCUCCCUGCUAGAUCACGUCAGGAACCACAAGAACAAGCUCAAUCCACAGAGGCUGCUCAACUGGUGUGUUCAAAUUGCAAAGGGUAUGUAUUACCUGGAGGAGAACAGGAUGGUCCACAGGAACCUGGCCGCCAGAAAUGUGCUCCUGAAGGAUAAUUACACCGUCCAUAUCUCAGACUACGGCGUUGCAGACCUGCUUUACCCUGAUGACAAAAAAUACUUUUACAAUGAGGUCAAGACACCAAUCAAGUGGAUGGCCUUGGAGAGCAUUUUGUUUCGCAGAUACACACACCAGAGCGAUGUCUGGAGCUAUGGCGUGACAAUAUGGGAGAUGAUGUCUUAUGGGGCCGAGCCAUACACAACGAUGCGUCCACAGGAAGUUCCUGAUCUGCUGGAAAAGGGGGAGCGUUUGUCCCAGCCUCAAAUUUGCACCAUUGAUGUUUACAUGGUUAUGGUCAAGUGUUGGAUGAUUGACGAGAAUGUCCGCCCAACAUUCAAAGAGCUCGCCAAUGAGUUCACCAGAAUGGCCAGAGAUCCGCCUCGCUACCUGGUGAUAAAAGAGGACUGCAGCCAACAAGACGCUGCAGAUGAAGUUGCCCAGCGGAGUGCAGACCUGGAUGACCUGGAUGAUUUAAACAAUGAACUGGACGACAAGGGGGAGGAAGGGGUGUUGGAUGGCAUGCUUCCAGCCCCCCACUACCAGACUCAGCCCAGGAGCCUCAGUCGCCUCUCCAGGCUGGACACUCACAGAGUGGUCCUGAAUGCACCUAGCGGGGCUGAAUACCUGCCUAUGACGCCAGGUUUUGACAACCCAGGACAGGUAACCAUGUGGCAGUCACGCUCUCGACUGAACUCUGCCCGCACUAUGUCUGAGAGCUCGGAGGGAUGUGGUAUGGCAGUUGAACUGGAGAUGAGUGAGGACUUCUCUCUGGCAGGGAGCCUGAAACGAAGACGGCAUCGCGAGGACAGCGCCUACGUGUCACAGAGAGAUAGCAUGUCUUGUGGGCCACCAGAGACACCGUCCCCAGAGAUAGAGGAGGAAGACCAAAAUGGAUAUGUGCUUCCCGGAGACAGCCCAGAGAGAGAAACUUUACUUUCCUCAUCUCGAGCCACUCAUGGCAGGAUGAGCAAGUCUCAUUCGUCAGGCCUCUUGGAUGACCCAGAUGAUGAAAAUUAUGAGUACAUGAACAAGCAGACGUGUGUAACACCUGUCUCACUGAGGCACAACCGCCAUUCCAAACAUAACACCCACCGGAUGAAGAUGAACAAGAAACAAACCUCCUCCUUAUCGUCCGUUGAAGUUACACCAUAUGUGGAAGUCAAGGAAGGGCACACAAGGAACAAUCACAGCUCAGAUUCAGAGCAGCAGGGAUCUCAAGCAGUCGAAUAUGAAUACAUGGACAUCAGGGUGAGUGAUAAAGAGGAAAGCCCUACAGAACAUGACGACCCUCCACCCCCGCCCCCUCCUCCAACACAAACAGGGAUGGGAGAGGAGGUGGAGCAUGAGGAAGAGGAUGAGUAUGUGGAGGCAGAGGACAGUAACUAUCAUUACACAAACAGACAACCAAAGCUACGACAGGCUCUUCAAGACAAGAAGGAGCUGAAGAUGCAGGGAAAGGACGAGGGCGAGGCGUAUGAGUACGAGGACAUGGACUGCUUUGCUUCCGUGCGGCCUGGAGAUGAAGUGGUGUAUCAGAAUAUGCGAAGGCGAGUGGAAGGAGCAGCGGGGGGCUCAGAGGCACACACAUCUGCGUUUGAGCCCUAUGUAAAAGUGCGAGCUGGAGUUGGGGUCGGGGAACCUGCAGCUGUUGACAGAUCCUUUGACAAUCCAGACUACUGGCACAGCAGGAUGUUUAUGAAGCCCAAUGCGGUUCCCACAUGAAGAACACUUGAAAUCUCACAAACUCUGACUUGUAUUCAUGAAGGACCUGAAACAGGAAAUGCAAUCAAAAAGCCAUGGU